Molecule: messenger RNA, 2647 nt
Organism: Xenopus tropicalis (tropical clawed frog)
Lineage: Eukaryota; Metazoa; Chordata; Amphibia; Anura; Pipidae
Gene: ccnyl1
Product: cyclin Y like 1
Cellular component (GO): plasma membrane
Molecular function (GO): protein kinase binding
Source: RefSeq, marked provisional
AAGCUGCUCAGGCUAUCUCUAGUUCCCAGCUCCCGAGCUCGGUACCAUGGGGAACACCGUGACCUGUUGCGUGUCCCCGGACGCCAGCCCGAAAGCGGGGCGGGACCGUGCAGUGACAGAGAGAGGGGAGCCCUACCAGGCGCAAGUUGAGCUGCAGGAAACCGACCCAGGACCUCAUUUACAGCACAUAAGCGACCGGGAGUUCCCUGUUGAUUUUCACGAUGAGCCUAACCCAUCCGACCAUCCACAAGCAAGCACAAUAUUCCUUAGCAAAUCCCAGACUGAUGUGAGAGAAAAGAGGAAGAGUAAUCACAUAAAUCAUGUAUCUCCUGGGCAGCUUACCAAGAAAUACAGCUCCUGCUCUACAAUAUUUCUAGAUGACAGCACAGUCAGUCAGCCUAAUCUCAGAAGCACAAUUAAAUGUGUUACCCUAGCAAUAUACUACCAUAUUAAAAACAGAGAUUCUGAUAGAUCCUUGGAAAUAUUUGAUGAAAAGUUGCAUCCGUUAACACGUGAAGAGGUAGCAGAUGAUUAUUGUAAGCAUGAUCCAGAUCAUAAGCACAUAUACCGAUUUGUGAGGACUCUCUUCAGUGCUGCACAACUAACAGCUGAGUGUGCAAUUGUUACUUUAGUUUACCUGGAAAGGCUUCUAACCUACGCAGAAAUUGACAUUUGCCCCAGUAACUGGAAACGAAUUGUUCUGGGAGCCAUCCUUCUAGCUUCCAAAGUUUGGGAUGAUCAAGCUGUGUGGAAUGUUGAUUACUGCCAGAUCUUGAAGGAUAUUACAGUUGAAGACAUGAAUGAGAUGGAGAGGCAUUUCCUGGAGCUGCUGCAGUUCAACAUCAAUGUUCCCGCUAGUGUGUAUGCCAAAUAUUAUUUUGACCUUCGCUCUCUAGCAGAUGAUAACAACCUUAGUUUUCUACUGGAACCCCUCAGCAAGGAAAGGGCACAGAAACUAGAGGCUAUCUCCAGACUGUGUGAGGAUAAAUACAAGGACCUAUCUAAGGCUGCCAUGAGGAGGUCAAUCAGUGCCGAUAACCUAGUGGGCAUUCGGCGUUCUAAUGCCAUCAUCUCCUGAGGCACUAUAAACAGGAUCCAGGCGCAGCUAAGAUCCAAAUGGUGUGCCGUGUGGAUAUUCAGAUACCACCAAUUUCCCACACACUCUUCUACACUCUAUCACAAGCCAGCUGUGAUGCUGUCUUCCAGCUAUGAGGGCUGUGGGAGGAAAAUGGCACCCAAUUUAAGGAAGCAUGAAUGCAGUAUGGCCUUCCUCAGGAUUAAGGAGCACAUAGUAUGGGAAUAUAAAGGAGGCUCUGUUUUAAUUUAAGCAGCACAGCCUACUUAUAAAAAUAUGUAACCACUGGUGCAUCAGCAGUGUGGGAAAACCAUUUCUUUCCACCACCCUCUACCACCUUCAUUUGUUUGCUUACUGUGUAGGCCUAUAGCUGUGAACUGAGACUUUUUAACACUAUGUAGUAUAACAUUUUAGAAACUUUAAAACACUAAUCGUGUAAGUAUAAUUACAGUUUAUUGCCUUCUCUUAUCCUUCCCCUUGUUUUUUUUUUUUAUUCCUGCAAGUGCUCCCAAGUGUUAACAUUGACCUUUUAGAGCAGUGCAUAGCCAUGUUGGAGCAAAAUUGGUUGCAUUAUAAGUAAUUAAGCAGAAACAAGUCCUCUUUGUCCAAGCCAGCUGAUUUGUUUUUAUAGAAGUUCUGGAGUAAUGAAAUAUUCUCUUGUAAUCACUACAGUGAGGGAUUUAACUGCCUCCAGUCCACUUUUUGAUGGCACAAGGUGUCUGUCCGUGACGGAAUGUGUUUUUUAUUUUCUAUUUUAAAUAUGACUGGGAACUGCCUGUAUCUCUGUCAUUAUUGGUGCUCCCAAUUAAAAUAUGCAUUUUAACACUUUAAUGCACUGUAUAUGAUUUGUAUUGCCCUGUUAUUUUGCUGAACAGUGUGUUCUGUGCACUACAUAGCAUGGGAAGCUGAGAUGGAUUCUUGUUUUGUUUGCAAAGUUUCUGCUCUAGAGGUCUAUAGUUAUAUUCUGGUUACUAGAGGUGGCAGAACUAUAGCAUAUGUUUUAUCUCUCCUAAUUCUCUGUGUAAAAUGUCUUUAUUUCUAGCUAUCUGUCUAACACUACAUUUUGGCUACAGCAAAAAGACAAAUUACUGUGAAAAAGGAACCUGAAAUUUUUGAAACACCCUGGACUAUUGACAUGAGUGUUCUAACAAUUUGAUUAAUGAAAUCCUAAUAACUCCGCUGCUGCUGCAGGUGUCAGAAAUGUGUCUUUUGGAGCAUUCACCAACUGGGUACAGUACUAGUCCUGCUGUAAGAGCAAUAGCAGGGGAGUGAUUUAGAGGAUUUGGAGCUCACAGUGAUUAUUAGCUUUAUGGCUGGGUGAGAAAACAUAUGGCCCCUCCCAGAUUUACUUAUGUGCAGCUUCCCUACAUGUGUGGGUGCCACAACUGCCAAGAUCCUUAAACAGGCAGAGGUGGUUCUAGAAUGCUGUGAUGUGUUUGUUCCAUGUCAGCUGGACCAGUUUAUAAAUAGUAACAUCAAAAAUGUCCUGCAGACAAGCAUCCUAUUCUAUGAUUAUAGGGCAGGGCUGAGAUUCCAAUUGUUUUUAUAUUAAAGGAUACUGUGUUCAUAAAA